Lolium perenne is the source of this 1477-nucleotide messenger RNA. RefSeq lists its product as uncharacterized. Lineage: Eukaryota; Viridiplantae; Streptophyta; Magnoliopsida; Poales; Poaceae. The record is from RefSeq and is a predicted model, not a curated record. Gene Ontology annotation, molecular function: protein binding.
UUUAAACGAGGGGCAAAUCCGUGAAUUCCGAGAAAGAGUAAAGAGCGAGAUAAUCCCGGCCGUGUUCCUCGCGGGCAGCAGCAACCCGACACCCCGCCCGCUACCAUCUGUCCACAUUCAAAUCUCCUCUGCGCCUCCCUCAUCAAACACCCCAUAUUCUCCUCGUCCUCGUCGAUAUCCCCCCAAAUUUUCACGAGCUCCAUCUGCCCAGCCCCUCCCCCAAAAUCAGGCUCCGCCUCGCGCAGCCCCAGAUCGCGUCCGGCCGGCGAUGGCGGGGACGGAGGCCGUGGAGCAGGCGCACGAGCUCUACAGGGGCGGCCGCCACCGGGAGGCGCUCCAGCUCUACACGGCGGCGCUGGCGGCGGCGCGGGGCCCCGCGCAGCGCAUCGCCCUCCACAGCAACCGCGCCGCCUGCUACCUCAAGCUCCACGACUUCCACAAGGCUGCCGAAGAGUGCACAUCUGUCCUUGAGUUGGAUACUGAGCAUGCUGGUGCUCUUAUGCUACGUGCCCAAACUCUUGUCACUCUAAAAGAUUACCAGUCGGCUCUGUUUGAUGUGAACAGGCUAAUUGAAAUUAAUCCGUCAUCCGAGGUAUAUCGGAACCUUCAUGCACGACUCAAGACACAGCUGUCACUAGCUCCGAUUCCAGAAUCUGAAGAGGAGUCGCUAUAUACUGAAGAAGACAAAGAAGAUCUGCCUCUAAAAGAAGAUAAAAUGAGUGAAACUCUUGUCGCCAUGUCUGAUCAACCUGCCGCUGAACUGAUUCCCGAAAUGAAACCUGCAAGCGAACUUCCAAAGGUUGAGGUGCCUCCCAGUCUGCCAUCAAAAUCCCAGGGCUGGGAGACUGUCCAAAAACCAAAGGGCCAUUCAGGACUUGACUACUCGAAAUGGGACAAAGUUGAAGACGAUUCAAGUGAAGAUGAUGAGGAUGAUGAUGAAGAUGAGGUGCCCCAGUAUAAAUUCAAAGUCAGGACCAUCGGUGUGCGUUCUGUGAAGUGAUGGGAUUACCAAUCAAUAAAUUUACUCUGUGGUCUGUGGAUAGCCGUUUGACAGCAUCCCUACUAACAGAGCUCCAACUUGUUCUUAACAUCUCGGAAUACUUGGAUGAACAAGUGUUACCGGUCGGUAUUUGCUUAACUGGGACUCGAUGGAGAAUGAUAACAGAAGUGCCCACUGCUCUCAUCUUGUGAGCGGGAGCUCAGGUUCCAGGAUUUCGGACCUUGUCAGGGAAAUCACCGAGUCUGUGGAGCACUAUCAUGUUCGAGGCAGUGGGGGGGAAAGAGCACAGCACGCCGAUAUUGUACAAACCCCUUUUAGAUCCAGGCUAACAAUCUUAGUGCAGUGUUCAUCUUCGUAGAAUCCUAUAGUCUAGCCACCAGUGUAUAAACAUUGAGCAUCCAUGUAUAUGAAGCUUUAUUUGUGUUGCCCCGAGUCCGCGGCAUUGUUUCAUUAUUUAUAUCAGCGAAAUUUGGUGUU